AUGGUGCAAUUCCAUCAUGGUUAUUUGAUGCGAGAGAAGAUCACACGGUUGGACAUUGAAGGAAACGAUUUUACUCGGUAUAAAUGCCAUUAUAACUCCCAAUUACUGAUUGGAUUUCUUAUCUUUGAAAUCUUGCAAUCUUUCAAGGAGUAUACCUUUUUGUCUCUCUCCAACCAAACCAAUUUGGAUCACUUGGACUUGAGUGACAACGAGCUUACAGGAACCAUUCCUAUGUGGUUGGUCGGAAUGAAGAUUGGCUCUAUUACUUUUUCGGGUAAUGAUCUUGCUGGAUCUCUAUCCCCUCGUUUGUUUCAAUCGCGGAACUUAUGGUUCCUUUCAUUGUCAAGGAACUUUUUCACCGGGCAAUUACCGGAUAACAUAGAUGAAACUCCUAGAUUAAAUGUACUAAUUCCGUCCGAGAACAAUUUCUCCGGGUCAAUACCUCGAUCCAUCUUUAAUCUAUUUGACCUCGCGAGUUUGGAUUUGUCGUGCAAGGGAUUUUCAAGCAACAAGUUCCCAAAUCUUAGUCUAGCGUUAAUACCGAUUUAUGUUGAUUUAUCCUCCAAUAGACUUUCCGGUGAGAUUCCCUUAGAUAUUGCAAUGACAAUGCGAGUAUUUGUGUUGAGUCAAAAUGAGCUUUACGGAUUUUGUGCUAUUCCUCAAAACUCGAUAGAUUCUAGCGACCUUAUGUACCUUGAUCUCCAUAAUAACAAAAUAAUAGGUGAAAUCCUAGAGAUUCUUUUUCGCAUUUCUUCUCUUCAAGUUUUAAAUCUUAGAAAUAAUUCUCUCAAGGGGUCCAUUCCAACUCAUCUAUCAAAUCUUAGAAAUCUCCAAAUACUUCGUCUAACAACGAACUUAGUGGGAAAAUCCCAUCUCGGUUUAGGUAAUCUUACCGGAAUGAUUAACAAUCAUGCCACGGAUUCAAUUCUCUUCAUUUGGUUAUCGGAUCUUCAAGAGUUUUCGGCAUUGGAUGUCAUCUGGAAAAAAUUCAACCAAUAUCUCGUCAACCUAUAG
Dovyalis caffra is the source of this 1014-nucleotide messenger RNA. The record is from the annotation of a GenBank genome assembly. NCBI's taxonomy places the organism in Eukaryota, Viridiplantae, Streptophyta, Magnoliopsida, Malpighiales, Salicaceae.